This is a messenger RNA of Penaeus indicus, 1587 nucleotides long. RefSeq lists its product as uncharacterized. Bases 203 to 1537 code for a protein of 444 amino acids. The transcript is spliced from 4 exons. NCBI's taxonomy places the organism in Eukaryota, Metazoa, Arthropoda, Malacostraca, Decapoda, Penaeidae. The record is from RefSeq and is a predicted model, not a curated record.
GAUCCUCUGCUGGCCUUUGUCGCUUCCCUGGCAAUAAAGGAGUUCAGUCUCUUUCGUGCACACAGUUACCCCGGCUCUCAGGCUCGUCUUCCAGGAAAUAUACAAGACAACACGUCCAUUUGUUGAGUAAGUAGGAAUCCUAAACGACGCCCUAGCAUAUAUUGUUCGUCUGUUGAAAUAGAGGUUUUGCACAGAAAUCCUGAUGGAGGCAGACAUUAAGUGGCUCUGGAAGAAGACUCAAACUGAAGAGUUUUACGAACCUUACACAACGAGCUAUGAGGUCGUCCUCGGCACUCGCCAACCCUUGCUCGAGGAUCACUUCACUUGCGCCCUUAGACACCUCUUCAGAAAAGUACCGGUUUUACGAACGUGUUAUGGAGAGCGAAACGGCGAAAUGUGGCUCAGGGAGAUGUCUCAGGAAAAAAUCGACUUCCAGGUGAUUGAAAAUGUUACAAGAGAAGAUGUACACAAAGAACUGCAUCGGUACAGCUUUGAUAUGAACGGUCCUCUGUGGUGCGUCAAACUAUUACGAGGAAGUGUGGGUGGUGACAGCGUGCAAGAGUAUCCUCACGUAUACACUGUGUUUAUUGGAAUCCAUCACGUUAUCACCGACGGAACCACCAAUAUGAUGAUCUGCGGCUUCCUCGUCCAAGUCCUCGAUGACGUGAUUGCAGGAAGACCCAUCAGUGAUGAACAGCUUGCAGUCUUCGUGUCACCUGAGAAGACAGAUGCGAUAAUAAAUAAGAAAGUAGAAACACUGCGGGCUAACUCCGAACUUCUAUUCCGUCAAAUAAAGGAGUUUCAAGCUUGGCAGCAGAAGUCACUCUUCAAAUCGACUUACAAGAAAAAUGAAGACACGACACUUACAACGGGCUUCGAAACCAUAGAUUUUGACUAUGACACCACAGCUUCUUUCCUUCAGCGGUGUCGUGCUGAAGGCGUUACAGUCAACUCAGCUUAUACGGCCAUCGCUAACCUAGCUAUGAUGGACCUCCUAAUAGAUGGAGGGCUUGGGAAGGACACGUACAAUAUCCGCAGCGACCACGUCUUCAAUGCUCGUAGGUAUUGGGGAGAAGACUCUGGUGGUGAAUACCUGGGGUGUCACGUGAUGCCACUCGUGCCUGUGACGGUCGAAACGCCCAGAAACGCUCGCGAAAAUAUCUGGAACUACGUAAGACUGACGAAUUGUGAACUCAGAAAGAAGAUUACGACAGAUGCUGCAUUACAAGAAGAAGCAAUUAAGAAAUGCAUACCCGAGUACUCUGGUGUUUUUGAAUUCGAUUAUACUGUCUCCAACAUGGGAGACGUAACACGUUUGGUAAUGAAAGGUAGUCAAAAUGUACAGCCAAUUUAUAUCUUUAGGUCUGCCGCCAUACACACUGUUCCUGCUACUUUCUGUCAUUUUGUCCACACUUUUCGUAGUCGUCUUGCCGUCAACAUUUUGUACAGCACAGAACGCAUUAAACCAGAGACAGCAAAACAGUGUGGUCAGUUGAUAUUCAAAUAUCUGCAUGCAUCACUUCGUGAGUCUGAAUGAAAGGGACUGAAGAAUCUACGAAGGCAUUCUUUAAGGCAGACGGAUGUUUU